CAGGACCUUCAUCGAUACAUUGGCUAUUUUCGUUUUUGGAGUCGUCGCCACUCGGACGCGAUAGCUUCUGCCACGUCCACGCGCGGAAUCUGUCACCGAAUUAAAUUAGCUCGUGACGCACGAUGCACUGGCACUGGCAUGCGGUGCCUCAUGACCACUGGGGAGGCUAUAUAUGGCCGCACGUUUGCCACCAUGGUUCUUCGCGCUUUCGCUGUCGCGGCGCUGCUGGCCUCGACAUACGCCGCAAGUGUCCCCAGCCCGCAGGAGAGAUGCGGUGGUGCUGCACAACCGUCGUGCAAUCGGGCGGUGCCACGCGCCACGGUCUGCAAUGGGCAUGCCCAGCUCUGCGGGCGAAGCUACGGGAAUGUCACCUUCAUGGGCUCCCAUGACUCGGCUUUUUUCAGCAGCGACCCGUUUGCGCUUGCCCGCGACCAGGAGGUCGACAUCCCCACGCAGCUGGGGCUGGGGGUGCGCAUGCUGCAAUCUCAGGCGCACAUGAACGGUGGUGUAAUCCAUUUCUGCCACACCAGCUGUGCGCUGUUCGACGGAGGCACAGUGCUUGCAUACCUACAAACAGUCAAGUCUUGGCUCGACGCGAAUCCCAACGAGGUGCUCACUCUCCUCUUCACAAACCCCGAGGGGCUGUCGAUUCCCAACGUAUGGGCGCCGGCGUUUGUCCAGUCAGGAACUGUAGGUAUUGCGAGCAUUGCCUUCGUACCGCCACAGAACCCGAUGCCUCAGUCUGCCUGGCCGACGUUGGGCAGCAUGAUUGAUUCGGGCAAGCGCGUCGUCAUAUUCCUCGAUGCGGGAGCGGAUGGCAGCGACGGCACACCCGUCAAUUACAUCCUCCCGGAGUUUACUCAAAUCUGGGAGACACCCUUUGACAGCACCAACGCGGCCUUCCCGUGCUCCGUCGACCGCAUCGACACCAGCAAGCUCUCCGUUGCGGACCACAUGUACAUCAUCAACCAUUUCCUCGACAUCGACAUAUUCGGGAUCCUGCUCAGCGACCCCGAAGAGGCGGGGACGACGAACGGAGUAUCUUCAAUUGUUGCGGACGCGCACGGCUGUGUGCCACUGUCCCAGGCGAACCGCCUCCCGAAUUUUGUGCUGCUUGAUUUCGUCAACUUAGGAACGGGGAUGGCGGCGAUCAAUCAGUUGAAUGGGGUGUCUUGA
Messenger RNA from Mycena indigotica, 1176 nucleotides. RefSeq names its product PLC-like phosphodiesterase. Gene Ontology annotation, biological process: lipid metabolic process. Gene Ontology annotation, molecular function: phosphoric diester hydrolase activity. Bases 139 to 1176 code for a protein of 345 amino acids. NCBI's taxonomy places the organism in Eukaryota, Fungi, Basidiomycota, Agaricomycetes, Agaricales, Mycenaceae. The transcript is spliced from 7 exons. The record is from RefSeq and is a predicted model, not a curated record.